AUGGCGAGACUCACUGACGAUGCCGACUAUGGUGUCGGCGAAUCGUCUGGGAAUGUACCACGUCCACGGUCCGACUCUGGAAAUAAUGAUGCAUACAAUGGACUCCGGACUAGGUGCGUUCAUCUAAGUCUUCCUACCAAUAUGACCGAGUUGCGAAAACAAGGUCAAACAACUUCAAUAACUUGGUAG
Messenger RNA from Protopolystoma xenopodis, 189 nucleotides. Lineage: Eukaryota; Metazoa; Platyhelminthes; Monogenea; Polystomatidea; Polystomatidae. The record is from the annotation of a GenBank genome assembly.